Lactuca sativa (garden lettuce) is the source of this 4056-nucleotide messenger RNA. Lineage: Eukaryota; Viridiplantae; Streptophyta; Magnoliopsida; Asterales; Asteraceae. The record is from RefSeq and is a predicted model, not a curated record.
GUUGAUUUUAUUACUUGUUAUAUGGUAUCAGCCAUUCAUCCGAUUUCCCCCUUCUAAACCUAUUCGUCUCUUUCUUCUUCUUGGGAUCUCACCAUGACAGAGUCCUCCUCUUCUUCUUCUCCUCAAGAUAACCCUUUCUCCAUGAAUACUCUAUUGCACCCGAUGACAAUCAAGCUUUCCUCCAGCAACUACCUUUUAUGUCGGAAUCAUCUUCUUCUUCCCAUCUUUACUUAUCAGAAGCUAUUAAGGCAUCUCGAUGGUUCUUUUCCCGCUCCAUCGACAACCGUUACUGUUGAAGAAAAAUCUCUUCCCAAUCCAGACUAUCAGGUAUGGACUGAAGCUGAUCAGCGAGCUAUUAUUCUCUUGCAAUCUUCUCUGAAGAAGUUGCAGCCGAAGUUCUUGGUCUCACCACGGCUCGCAACAUCUGGCUCGCUCUUGAAGCUUCUUAUAGUAACGCAUCUGUUAAGCGCGUUCAUUCUCUGCGUGAAUCCCUUCGACAACUCACAAAAGGUACAUCUUUUGUUUUUGAUUAUUAUCGUCGAUUCAAGGCAAUAUGUGACCAACUCUCCUCAAUUAGUCACCCGGUUGUUGAAAUUGAUAAGUUGCAUUGGUUUCUUUAUGGUUUGGGUCCUUCUUAUGAAACCUUCUUCAUUGCGAUAAGGGCUACCAAACCUGCACCUUUGUCCCGUGAUUUGGUUAUACAAACAGAAAGUCACGAGUUGUUCUUACAGUCUCUUCACGGGUAGGGGUCGUUCCUUCAAUUAUCGAGGAUUAAACUCUCGUGGCAAGGGACGAGGUCAAGGUCGAAGACCACCUCAUUGCCAAUUGUGCAGAUAUAAUGGUCAUUAUGCGUCUUCUUGUCCGCAACUUCAUACCUAUGCUACUCAAGCUCCCUCUUCGGAUGAAAACUUAGCAAAGGCUUUCCAUGCACAAUGUCAUGUUACUAAAAACACUCCUGAUUGGCAUGUUGAUUCGGGAGCGACAUAUCACAUGACUCCAACCUGUGACUCACUCAAUCAUUCGACAUCAUAUUUAGGUAACAAUAAAGUUGUUUUUGGAAAUGGUAAGAAACUUCCAAUCACGCAUACGGGUUCAUCGACUAUUUUACAUCGUAUUCCCUUACGCAAUAUUCUUGUCAUUCCAAAUCUUACCAAGAAAUUACUUUCUGUUAGCAAGUUCACCACUGAUCAUCCGGUUGAUGUUCUAUUUUCUCAACAUUUUUUCAAUAUUCAGGAUCGGAAAACCAAAAGAGUUCUCGCUAAAGGAAGCUGUGAAAAUGGCCUUUAUGUGCUCAAGGAUGAACCCCACACUUUUGUUACCACCACCAGAGCUUCAAAAAGAGCCUCUUGUGAGUUAGGGCACGCUCGUAUAGGCCAUGUGUCCUUCGAUGAUAUUUCUACAAUGAAUAAAUUAGGAUUUUUGUCUAUUACUUCUUUGUUACCAAAACCUAUUGUUUUGCACACCUUGUCAACUUGCUAAAGGACAACGAUUAUCUUUUAAUCUUAAUUAUAAAUGUUCAUCUCAUCCUUUAGACUUAAUUCAUUGUGAUUUAUGGGGUCCAGCUCCUAUUUGCUCUAACGAGGGUUAUAAAUAUUAUGUUGCUUUUAUAGACGAUUACUCUAGGUUUACGUGGCUCUAUCCACUUACAACUAAGACAGGUUUCUAUUCGGUGUUACCUAAAUUUAUUAAUUUUGUUCAAACACAAUGCUCACGAAAGAUAAAAGUUUUUCAAAGUGAUGGUGGCACGGAAUUUGUUAAUCACAUGGUUCGCAAAUUUUUUGAAGACAAUGGCACAUUUCAUCGUUUUUCUUGUCCAUACACACCCCAGCAAAACGGUCGUGUGGAAUGCAAGCAUAGACAUAUUGUUGAAACCGGUCUAGCUAUGUUAUUUAACGCUCAUGUGCCGACUAGCUACUGGGUGGAUGCAUUCACUUCGGCAACAUUCAUUAUUAAUCGUUUACCGACUCCGGUGUUACAUAACAAUUCUCCUUUUCAGUUGCUUUUCAAUCAAGAUCCGCAAUAUGAGAAUUUUAGAACAUUUGGUUGCCAAGUAUUCCCUUAUUUACGAGAUUACUCUCAACACAAACUUGCACCAAGGAGCAUCCCAUGUAUCUUUAUUGGGUAUAGUCCGCAACAUAAAGGAUAUCGUUGUCUCUACCCUACCACCUCACAAGUUUUUAUCACUCGUCAUGCUCGCUUUAAUGAAAUGGUUUUUCCGUUUCACAGUUCUUCUUGUGACACGAACAUAAGUUCUUUAGAGCUCACUACCUUUCUCCAAGAUGCUUCACAUUUUCCAUUAUCUUCUCCUAUGUUAAAGAACCAUACAAAAGACGAUAGCAACAAACAUACUGCUCCAACCAUUUGUUCUUUAUGCAAGCCACCUACUGUUACUAUUAACCCACCACAUACGCCUACCCCAACUACAAAACAGGAAAUUCUAACCGUGCCUUCAUCUAGUCCUAUGCAAGAUAUUAGUACCACGCCCAAGUUCUACCAAUGUUGUUGGCUCUAAAUGGGUGUAUUGUAUCAAAUAUCAUUCUGAUGGCACCAUUGAAAGAUACAAGGCUCGACUAGUGGCCCAAGGAUACACUCAAAUUCCGGGUCUUGAUUACUCUCAUACGUUUAGUUUGGUUGUUAAAGCAGCUACUGUUCGAAUUGUUCUCUCUCUUGCAGUCUUGAAUAACUGGAAGUUGCAUCAACUUGAUGUAAAAACGCAUUCUUAAAUGGCAACUUAGAUGAGACGGUCUUUAUGGAACAACCUCCGGGAUUUUCCGAUUCUCAAUUUCCCAACCAUGUGUGUAAGUUAUCUAAGGUGCUUUAUGGCUUAAAACAAGCUCCACGAGCUUGGUUCCAACGCUUGAGCACUUUUCUUCUUUCAUAUGGCUUUAGUUGCAGUCGUGCAGACACUUCUCUCUUUGUGUUCACAAAUGUCUCAUGCAUCAUGUACUUACUCGUAUAUGUGGAUGAUCUUAUUCUUACAGGAAAUGAUGAGACUGCUAUUGCCAAUUUUAUUUCUCGUUUAAAUCACGAGUUUUCCAUCAAAGAUCUUGGUUAUUUCUUGGGCCUUGAAGUUACUUACCUAGACAACGGUCUUUUUCUCACUCAAUCAAAGUAUGCUAGCGACAUUCUCACAAGGGCUGAUCUUUAUGAUUCUAAACCCGCGAGCACGCCUCUACCUCCCCAUGCAUCCUUUAAAACAGAUGGUACGCCUUUUAAGGAUCCAACUCUCUAUCGAUCUUUAGUCGAGGCUCUUCAGUAUUUGACAAUCACACGACCAGAUUUGUCUUACGCGGUCAAUCAAGUUUCUCAAUUUCUCCAAGCCCAAACGGUUGAUCAUUUUCAAUCUGUUAAACGAAUUCUUCGGUAUGUUAAAGGCACCAUCUCCUUUGGUCUCACUUACAGUCGGCCUCACAAAAAUUCCAUACUUGGCUACUCUGAUGCUGAUUGGACUCGUUGCUUAGACACACGUCGCUCUACAUAUGGCUACUCUAUUUACCUAGGUGGGAAUCUUGUGUCAUGGAGUGCUAAAAAGCAACCCACUGUCUCACGGUCCAGUUGUGAAUCUGAAUAUAAGGCAAUGACCACUACUGCUACUGAAAUAGUAUGGAUUACUCAUCUCUUAAGAGAGUUGCAUGCGCUUCCUCCAGAUAGACCUACAAUUCUUUGUGAUAACAAGAGUGCUCUUUUUAUGACACAAAAUCCAGUCUCACAUAAACAUGCCAAGCACAUUGAUUUAGACUAUCACUUUAUCCGGGAAUUGGUUAGCUCAGGCAAACUCUUCACAAAAUUUGUUCCAACCAAUCUUCAGGUGGCCGAUAUCUUCACUAAAAGUCUUUCACGUCUUCAGUUCGAGACUUUUCGUACCAUGCUACGCCUAGGACCACCACCGUUUCAAUUGAAGGGGGGUAUUAGUGGAUAAUAUUGUUGUGUAUUUAUCUUAUUUAUUGUAUUUACUUAUCUUCUUAUUUGUAGGGGUAUUUGUUGUAAAUCCAUUCUAUAUAAUCGAUUCUUUCCUCAUUAAUUAUGAGGUUGAUUUUAUUACUUGUUAUAGAUAUU